AUCCGUGUCUUCCUUCUUCUCUAUUUUUCUUCUCGUCGUCCACGCAAGCGUCUGCACAAGGCCGUGGUGAAGCACAAUCGUGCAGAGACGUUGAGCUCCCUCAUCGCGUGGCCUCGCCCAUUCUUUUCACCGCCCACAAGGCAGCCAGUCCGUCAGCUCAUUUACCUGUUUGAUGUUGCUUUGGCCGCAUUUGGGACGGCGAAAGAUGCUGCUCGCUCGAACCUCUGCGUUCAGCAACAAAGACAUGUCACGAAAGGCGCGGUGCAGCUGUGCGACGAUAACGCAGACGCCACAGAGAGAAACGGCUCGAUCAGAGAAACGCAGCACUGCGCGCAGAGAGCGAGAAGAAGGAAUGAGAGGCCCCACGCUCUGGAAUACGGGAACAGCGUCUCGUUGCUUUUGCGACGCGGCUCGUUCGCGUCCGCGCGAGACCGUCUGACCACGCACUCACACGCACCCUCACUCACUCCAGCAAAUUCGUUCCCUUCUCCCGUCGGUCAGAGCCUCUUUGGAACCGUAAUUAUGGCUGGCCUAACGAAGACCUGACCUUUGACCGGGCAUCCAGGGGACGUCCGGCUGAUGCAACGCGCCGUGGGCAUGCAUAGCCUCGCCUCGUUCCUUGCUGGCUGGGCCCCGCGUUUUGACCGGCUCACAGGACGCUCGACUUUUGGACGGACGCCGCCCGUAACCGUCGAGGAAAGGAGACUGCGGAGAAAACUCUGCGGAGAACUACCAUGGAAACUCGCCUGCAGAGCUUUGCUUACUAUCGUCGGCCUCUGGCUGUGCGUAGCCGCGAAUACCAGGCCUCCGAUGCGUCGCCCGCCGUGGACGGGGGGACUGCCGCUGAAUCACAAGCUGGCCGCAUCGCAGCACCGUCGAAAUGGCCGCCGAAGUCCCGUCCAAGAAAACGCAGUAAUUCGUGCACCGGACGCGUGUCUGAUUGGGCGCAACUUGUUAUUACUUGUAUUCUUCUUUGCGGCGCCGACCGUGGGAAUCCCGCGCGUGGCACUGCCUAUCACUCGCCGGCUUCUGGACUCUUGCCCUUUCUCUUUGCUUAAGCUUUCCACGGAGUCAAAACGCAAGCCCGCGUCUUCGCUUGGCCAGAAAGGAGAAUGCGAUUGAUACCAUCACAGUUACGAAAGCCGGUCGUACUACUGCCGCGAAGGAGCCGAAACCUAUAGCGCCCCGCGUUGCUGGGAAGCAAAGGAUCUUGUUGCCAUCCCCGUCUCACCGCACAGGAUCGCCUUCUGGAAGGCUUUUCUUUUCCAUCUCUUUUUUUUUUCCAUAUUUUCUUUUUCUUGUUUUUUCUCUUUCCAAUUCUCAUUACUAGGCCCCGUUAAUUUUCGUCGAUAACCCCAGGGCCAAGAACCGCCUUCGAUCGCGCACCAGCGGGUCUUAUCUCGACACUAGGCCCAUUUGCUUUUUCUUUCGCCCCUAGUGCUGCUCCCCUCUGCAUGCACACCAGCGCUGGUGGCUUGCGACUGCCUCAGCCCGGUUACGGACCUCUACGCGUUUUGAUUUCUUCGUCUGAAGAAACUGCUAGCUCGCAUCACCAUGGGGCUGCUUGCGUUUAGGAGAACUUUGUUUGGGCCCAGACCUGGAUCGGGCUUUUGACAGCUUGCCGGCGGCUUCUCUUGUCCCUCACUCGCUGUGUCUGCCCCGUCCUCUCGCUCGGCUCGAUCUCUCGAGGCUCAGGAGUAACACCGUAUGAGACGAGACAAGAAUGGACGACCGUUAGGCCAAGAGAUCAAGUGUCCAUCUUGACGCCGUGACAGGUGCGCCCGACAUGUUAUUUGCCUUGGGGCCGGAUCCUCUCUGCCUAUCCUUAUAUGCGCUGUUCUCCCCUGCGCCUGCGUCUCCUUCGUUAUUUCAGUGUGGCUCUGUAGCGGCUCAACUCCACAUAUACAAACCAUGUUCAGCUGAGAGAAAGGGAAAAGAAAGUGCAAGGCGCACAUUGUCUUUUUUCAAUUCGAUUGACUCUCCUUUACAGACCGCUUUUCCCUUACUUUUUUUUCCCAUCUUCUUGAGAUGCACAUGUAUCGUGCAAGGCCGUCUUUUGCCCCCUGAUAGACCUUGAUUCGUCCUUUCUGAGCGCGUUGUUGCUCUCCCCCACAGCCUGUUGUUCUCUCCCCGCAGACCUAGCACUCGUUCAGCCUUAAAGAUCGGCAUUUUCGAAGGGGGAAGCAGUAGCCCUGAGCUUGAGAGAUUGCUAACAGGGGGAACUUUGGCCCAUCCGCUAUCAGGACCCGCGGCGCAAACCCGAGUGUUUGGAGACGAUAGUUGCAUCGCUCCCGCACAGUAUCUCUGCGUAUUCGCGGGACACUGUGCUUCUGCUGGCGGGCCCCCCACCCUAGCACACGCACGCACAAACACGCAAACGCGCUGCCGGCAUUGCACGCCGUAUCGCGAAAGAUUGGCGUCGUGGGCUGGCGAAACAAAACCAAACGGCUGGAGCGGACGGUCAGAGUGUACUGCUAUCUUUUGGCCCAACAAAGCAUUACGGUCCAGACGAGGUGCGCGACCGCACGCCCGUCAGCGAGGACUGACAGGGACCCCCAAGGCCCGAAAAGCGAGCUAGCCCAGGGCGGGUCGCGGCAAACUCAGCAGACUGCAUGCGCAAACCAGCGUCGGCACGGUGCCUUUGCGAACAGCUCGACAAUUCCCGGGUAGGUGAGCAAAAGGCCUUGUCUCCGAGGCUGCUUGCUCUGCUACCUUCCUAAACUUCAGCAAAAUUUACGCCCUGCACCAGCACGAAUCAAGGAGCCAGUCCGCUUAUGUCGUAGGCUCACCGCACACGCGCGCACCCCACCAGACCCGCGCGCGGGAGGUCUCCGUCCACGAGCUACGACGCCAGAGCAGGAGCCUCGCCGAGCUACGCCGGCCUGGGAAGGACAACGGCAUUCUCAUCACCGUCUCCGUCGCGCAGGAGUCGGAGGGUAUCCGCAAUCUCGACGACCGCUCGUCUACCACCGCCUCGUCCACCACUGCCACCUCUCCGCCCACGUCUCCCUCCUGGCCCUUCAGCGAACUUCCCUGGGCAGAUCCUCUCGGCCUACCCGCCCGUAGGCUGCCGCAAAAUCUGCCGGGUUACUCUUGGUCCAUUGGCUCCGCUGCGUCCGUCGACAACGUUGCCGAGAAGGUUAAGGUACCCCUUCUGAGAAGACCCUCGACCGGAAGGAGGAGAUCAGAGAAAAGGAGGCCAGACGUAUCGCCUGUUGCUGCGACUGCUGCCGGUACUGCAGGCAGGCAGUCGCUGCAUUCUAUACCAGAGAAAGCCGCACUCCGUCUUUCAGGAGCACCCGCUGUCGUCGCGCCAUCUCCGGGCGUUCUCGUUUACGAGCUCACUCAACAGCUCUACGCCCCCGAACCGCUCGAGAAUCCAGUCCCGCACUCCUUCAGCAAACCCGCGGGGAGGCCGACUGUGUCGUCCCGGCGUCAGCUGCCGGCGAGCUAUCUGGUCAACAUGGCAUCGAGAGGCGCACGCGCGCGAAAGGUGACAGAGAAGAACAUACACAAAGAGGAGAAGAAGAAUUCCGAGAAGGAGCGGGCCGAGCGAUUCGCACGCCUGCACUCACCAGCGGGGAACCUGAGCGCUUCGCGCCCGUUCUCGCCCACGGACAAGAGCCACGUAGCACCGUGGAACAAAGCCGCAACCCCCGUACAGCCGUCCAGCGCGUCCGUCACGUCCAGCGGUAGCAAUGGCUCCACCUUCUCGUCCGUCAUGGGUUCGCGCUUGUCCUCAGCCGACGAGCGCAAGAAGUAUGCAGCCAAGGGCAAAACGACGUCGCAUCCGCGCGGGCGGGGUGGCGGCGUACCUGUUAAGGUCAAGAACCUAGAGGAGACGCGCAGCAAGUCGAGCUUCUCCGCCAGCAUUGAGGGCCGCUCCAACAAGUCUCGCUCGCACUCCGUCUCGUCAGACCAUGCAAAACCUACGUAUGAGAAGUCCUGGGCGAACACAAAGCUGUUUAUCGGCGGCGGCCAUUCCCCAAAGCCGUACGCGGGCUUCGAGCACGACGACGACAUGUGGAUGGCCGACGGUGACUGCCUGAUCUUCUUCAGCGAGGAGACCAGCGAGGACGAUCCCCGGCCCAUGCUAAGGGUGCACAAGGGCGUGCUCGAGCAAGCCAAGUCAACUUUCAUGAUCAACCUGCUGCGGUACGGCGAGAUCGUGCGCGAGGAUGAUGACACGCCGCCCAGCAGUGCGGGCCCCACGCCCUCGCAGUCGCAAUGGCCGUUGACCACCAAGAGCCUUGGCCACCUGGACCAGGUGCUGUCAGAGAGCACGCAGAGGCUCGACCUCAGGUCGCCGCCUGUCUCACAGACGACCAGGUACAACCAAGACAGGGACACGUGGUCUACGUCUGAUCAGACGCUGUUCUCUCCAGGAGACCGAGAACGGUCCCGAACGGGCCCAGGCGGCCAGCAGGCGCCGUCCAGCAUCACGUUGCAGUCGCCUGCCGAGAGCCUGUACGGCGAUCAGCACGACGACUCCGCUGUUGAGAUCACUCACGAGAUCUGGUUCCGAGCCCCGUCGCACAUAAAGCGGCCGGAUAUCCAGAGACGGCAUCACAUGGCGACACGCAACUACAUCGCUCUGCUAUAUGGUCUUCCAAUUAUCGGUAAUGACUUUUACGAGAUGUUGUCCGACCUUCAAAACGUCAUGGACACGUAUUACGAGUUGAACGAGCCGUCGGAACGGUGGAACAGCGCGCAGGUCAUUGUGCAGUACUUGACUCAGCGAAGACUCGACGACGUUCGAGGGAGCCUGACCAAUGCUCUUGGUCUGCUGACUUGGUCGGAGCAGCCAAACGUGUUGUGGGACGCAGGCUACCUCGAGGCGUUCGUUCACUCCGUAGGUAUGAUGACGCAGGCUACCAUGAAGACGAAAGAAUACCGCAAUCUGUCGCAGGUGACGCGGCACAAGCUGCAGAUGGCGUACAACGGCUCGCAGCUGCGGCUCAUCGAGGCGGAAGAGCGACUGGCCCGCUUCGACUUUCCAGAGAUGUGGUAUGUCGACGGCGUGGCGAACAACUCGCCGAUACAGAAGAGCUUCGAGUCCUUCCGUGAGUUCCUCUUCGCCUUCUACGAGGAGGAGUACGGCAGCUGGCCACCUAGGAGCGAGGACCACCAAGGCCACUGGCUCAGCCGCGCCGUCAUGACUCGCCUGCAGGCUGACUUUGGAGCCGUGUACAACUACUGGGUUGACCGAGACAUCGUCUGGGACGGCAACGAGAGCAGAUCAAGCAGGAAGUGGGAAAUGGUCCCGAAGCGACUUCGCGCGGGUGGCUUCGAGGCCGACAGCCCUGGCUUUCCAAUCACCGACAUGCUGAUCGGCUUUGACUCGAGCCAAAAGUACGACCACAUCCCACACCCUUACCCCUUGCUGCCGGAAACAAGGUUGCCGAGCCCGAAGCUACAAAGCUCGCGCAAGAACCUGCUCAGCAAGUUCAGAUCCAAGGAUAAGGAGGCCAUCCCGGAUGUGAAGCAACAGUAUCAGAUGGCGCUCGCCUUUAACCAGGCCUCCAACAUCAACAGACUGGGUACUACCUUUGAAGACAACAAACUGCUCGAAUCGAUUUCGACGUACGAGAAGUCGGCGACGACAUCCACAAUGACACCGUCCGAAGCUCGUCUUGGUCGUUGGGUCCUUCUCUACGGUAUUCUUCAGGUGCUUUCUACCAUCUCUGUUGACACAGUCGGACUUAAAUACAAGGAUAAGGUCCGUUAUUACAUUAACCCAUCCCUUGAGGGAUGCCCUCCCUGGCGCUCGCCAGACGCUGCACCUCUCAUGAUUGAAGCCUGCCAACAACGCAGCUACUGCUGGACUGCACCUCAAACCUGGACCGACUCGACGCGACGGCAUUCUGGUCCAGGAGCACCGCCGGGCUACUCAAACCACCAGUAUGAGCUGACGGAGCCGAUGAACAACACCCCCGAGCCCGAGGCACACUCCAGCAUGAGCAUGCACCGUAACCCCUCCAUUCUGCAGACGGCCAUAAACGCCUCCACAGUCACCAACUCGUCCCGCGCCUCUAGCACCUCGCGCGGCCUCCUCUCACCCGAAAGCACGCGCGGGCCAUCCCUGCACCCCGUGCGCAGUCCGCUCGCCAGCCCCAGCCUGAUCAGCAGCCCGCUCGGCAGCGCACUCGUCGGUUUUCCGGACGAGAAGUCGGACUACGAACUGUCAGUAGAGCAAGAAUCGCCCAUGCUUGUCCCGCCCACCAGGAACCCGCGCCGCGUCAGCCCGGGGCCUUUGGACCGCGGGUCCGCGCCCAUGAGCCCGUUGACGCUCGACGCCGUCACGAGCACAACCCCACCGAUGUCGAGCCCGGUGCUGGUUGACCGCGAUGAUAGACCGCCUCAGUUGGGCGAGCUGUCGUUCUCCAGGAGUGAGGAGUCUUUCCACGCAUAAUACAUGGCUCUUCAGUCUCUCCCCCUUUUUCAAUAAUUUCUUUCCAAAAAAAAAAUUCCUUUGCUUCUCUAGACACGAAAGCGUAUCUUAAUUUCCUCACGCUUAGCGACUUGACAUGGAAUUGGAUGAAACGAGGUCAUAAAAAUGAUCCUAUUUUGACACGGGGUAACGCGUGCACUAUGCUUGUAAAUUCGGCGAGCUUAUAUCCAUUCUUGAACUGCGCAGCGGGAUUCGUCUUGCCCUUGGCAAUGCCCCGUCUUUUCGUUUCUUUUUUCC
This is a messenger RNA of Verruconis gallopava, 6688 nucleotides long. RefSeq lists its product as uncharacterized. Lineage: Eukaryota; Fungi; Ascomycota; Dothideomycetes; Venturiales; Sympoventuriaceae. The transcript has 3 exons. The record is from RefSeq and is a predicted model, not a curated record. The coding region runs from base 3464 to 6412 and encodes 982 amino acids.